UAUGCCACUAUAAGCUUGGCACAUCUAGCCACUGGGAUUUUUGCUCAUUCUUCAAGGUAAAACUGCUCCAGCUCCUUCAAGUUGGAUGGGUUCCACUGGUGUACAGCAAUCUUUGUCAUACCACAGAUUCUAAAUUGGAUUGAGGUCUGGGCUUUGACUAGGCCAUUCCAAGACAUAUAAAUGUUUCCCCUUAAACCACUUGAGUUUUGCUUUAGCAGUAUGGUUAGCGUAAUUUUCCCGCAGAAAGGUGAACCUCUGUCCCAGUCUCAAAUCUCUGGGAGACUGAAAAAGGUAUCCCUCAAGAAUUUCCCUUUAUUUAGCACCAUUCAUGAUUCCUUCAAUUCUGACCAGUUUCCCAGUCCCUGCCGAUAUAUAUAUAUAUAAUAUAUAUAUAUAAAAAACAUCCCCUUAGCAUGAUGCUGCCACCACCAUGCUUCACUGCGUGGAUGAGGUUCCCGGGGUGAUGAGGUGUUGGGUUUGCGCCAGACAUAGCGUUUUCCUUGAUGGCCAAAAAGCUACAUUUUAGUCUCAUCUGACCAGAGUACCUUCUUCUGUAUGUUUGGGGAGUUUUUCACAUGCCUUUUCCAAACACCAAACGUGUUUGCUUAUUUAUUUUCUUUAAGUAAUUGGAAUUUUUCUGGCCACUCUUCCGUAAAGCCCAGCUCUGUGGAGUGUACGGCUUAAAGUGGUCCUGUGGAGCUUUGCAGCGCCUUUAGGGUUACAUUUGGUCUCUUUGUUGCAUCUCUGAUUAAUGCCCUCCUUGCCUGGUCCAUGCAUUUUGGUGGCCGGCCCUCUCUUGGCAGGUUUCCAUUUUUUUAAAUAAUGGAUUUAAUGGUCCUCCGUGGGAUGUUCAAAGUUUUGGAUAUAUUUUUUUAUUUCUCCACGACUUUGUCCCUGACCUGUUUGGAGCGCUCCUUGGUCUUCAUGGUGCCGCUUGCUUGGUGGUGCUCAUUGCUUAGUGGUGUUGCAGACUCUGGGGCCUUUCAGAACAGGUCUAUAUCUACUGAGAUCAUGUGACAGAUCAUGUGACACUUAAAUAAAAUCAACCUGUGCCCACCUAACUAAUUAUGUCACUUCUGAAGGUAAUUGGCUGCACCAGAUCUUAUUUAGGGGCUUCAUAGCAAAGGCGGUGAAUAUAUAUGCAUGCACAAUUUUUCCAUUUUUAUAGAAUUGUUUUAAAACAAUUAUUAUUAUUUUUUUCGCUUCACGAAUUUGGACAAUCCUGUGUGUGUGUAUAACAUGAAAUCCAAAUAAAAAUCAAUUUAAACUACAGGUAGUAAUGCAACAAAAAAGUUAACUCCAAGGGGGAUGAAUACACUAUGUGCUGCAUCCUCUCAGGCACACCCUUCUCAUUAACCCGUGGUGAGUUAUUCACAAUUUUUGUUGAACAAAUGUUUAAGAUGUAAGAUGGUUAAAUAAAGAGCAAAAUGAUUGAUUAUCUGGCCGCGACCGGGAGGUCCAUGGGGCGACGCACAAUUGGCCUAGCGUCGUCCGGGUUAGGGAGGGUUUGGCCAGUAGGGAUAUCUUUGUCUCAUCACUCACUAGCGACUCCUGUGGCGGGCUGGGCACAGUGCAUGCUAACCAGGUCGCCAGGUGCACGGUGUUUCCUCCGACACAUUGGUGCGGCUGGCUUCCGGGUUGGAUGCGCGCUGUGUUAAGCAGUGCGGCUUGGUUGGGUUGUGUUUCGGAGGACGUAUGGCUUUCGACCUUCGUCUCUCCCGAGGCCAUACGGGAGAUGUAGCGAUGAGACAAGAUCGUGAGUUGGCUUCAAACCAAGACAGGCCUUUCCUUUAUCAUUUCUUUAAAAUGUUCAGAUAACCACCUGUGUGUGUGUCCUUUCCCUCUCCAUUCUGCAGGACAACCUUCUGUAUUCAUCCAGGUGACUGCAACAUAACUAUUCAACAUAAUAGACUUAGUAGUUAUUGGACGUUGAGUGUUUCUUUGAACUAUGAAUACUGCUCCAGUGUUAAUGUUAUGGUGUGGCAUUGGGUGUGCCGUGUUUUGGUAGCUUUCGUUAUACUCAGGGGACCUGACUCAGACACAUUGUGGCAGCUUUACCCACCUGGUGGCCUGUAAUUGGCUAUAAUAAGAAUGGUGGCAACAGAGACAAUGGGAGGAUGUCCUGCAAAGAGCUAAUCUUUUUUCCAUACUUCCUUAUUGGCGCGUGAGUGUCAUUUACGGUUUAGGUUCACAUGCCACUUACCGGAGGUCCUCCUGUGUGUUCCAGUCUCCUGACCCCUGAAGCAACGCUGCCACCACUGCUGCACCUUCGGCCCAGACAAAACGUUAUACUCCGCUAGCGUCUCACGUAAACAAGGAUGGACAUUUCAAAUUCCUUCAUUAGAGUGUGACCACUUACGUUGUUAAUCACAUGCCAUUUAUCCUACUUCCACUUGUGUGUUCCAGGCUGCCUGUUGCCGGAGCUCCGGAGACUUUGCUUAACUGACUACAGUGAAGCUGCAGGCCGCUGUUGUCACCAGGCUAAGUUCCCACACUUUCUUCGCAGAGAGGAUCCGAGAUGGACAAACUUAGCAGAAAAUCAAUGGUACAUUAGUACAGCAUAUUGGUUAAAUGCAAAGAUUCUGUUUUUUAUAUUUUACUCUCUACAUUUGGUUAUGUUUUGUCUGACUAGUACACCCUACUGUCUUUCAGUUGGCUUUAGUUCUGCAUUGACUGAACACGUCUUUAUCAUCGAGUUUAGUUUUAGCACUACAUACAUACAGUACAUUUGAAAAGUUCUGUAUUCUGGUGUCCCUGUGUGUCUGCUCCCACUGUCACUGAGGUCGCUGAGCUGUUGGUGAGAAACAGGGCAUCGGUCAACGUAGGUGACCUGUGGAAUUUCACCCCUCUGAGGCUGCAGCCAAGGGAAAAUAGCUAAGAGAUCUGCUGAUGUUCAAGAAGAACUGUGAUGGUAACAUGUCUUUGGACAUGGUGAAGGAGGGAGACACGGGCAUCCAGGACAAGCUGGAAGGAGAUGCUGCUCUCCUUGAGCACAGGGCUGACGACAACGCUCAGGUCAAAGGAGGCUCACCUCCCUGCGCAACACAGCCUGAUAUACAUCAGGCCCUUGAAGACGUUUUACAUGCUCACAUGCACAUUGCGGCCCUCCUGAUCAAGUGCCAUGUCCGUAUGAACGCCACAGACAAGUAGUUAGCCUUCAACCUGCUCCACAUGGCAGCUCAGAAUGUAAACAUAGUGAAUGUAUGCAUGUUAUCUCUCUAUUUGAACAAGUCUUCGACUUGCAAUGACGUAGUCUGGUCACAAUAAUUCUAAUCCAAUAUAUUUUGACACACAUGGCUAGAGAAACCCCUUAUCACCCAGUAACUCUCCAUCUGA
Messenger RNA from Oncorhynchus keta (chum salmon), 3336 nucleotides. Its product is annotated as poly [ADP-ribose] polymerase tankyrase-2-like. The transcript has 3 exons. NCBI's taxonomy places the organism in Eukaryota, Metazoa, Chordata, Actinopteri, Salmoniformes, Salmonidae. The coding region runs from base 2890 to 3150 and encodes 86 amino acids. The record is from RefSeq and is a predicted model, not a curated record.